Carassius carassius (crucian carp) is the source of this 797-nucleotide messenger RNA. RefSeq names its product chemokine XC receptor 1-like. Gene Ontology annotation, cellular component: membrane. Gene Ontology annotation, molecular function: chemokine receptor activity. The record is from RefSeq and is a predicted model, not a curated record. Gene Ontology annotation, biological process: chemotaxis; G protein-coupled receptor signaling pathway; immune response. Bases 1 to 735 code for a protein of 244 amino acids. The transcript has a single exon. Lineage: Eukaryota; Metazoa; Chordata; Actinopteri; Cypriniformes; Cyprinidae.
AUGACUGUGGAGAAUACAAUUGACCCUAACUACUACUAUGAACUGAACUAUAGUGAGCCGCUGUGUAGUAAAGAGGAGGUAGUGAAAGUCGGAUCCAUCCUCAUUCCACUCUAUUUUACAUUAUUGGUGGUGUUGAGCUGCAUCUGUAAUAUCCUCGUUCUGGUUUUCCUGUUGCUCUACAAAAACCUCAGAUGCCUGACCAAUGUCUUCAUCCUCAAUUCAGCCGUGGCAGAUCUUCUGUUCACUUUUGGACUUCCAUUUUGGGCCUCGUACUACAUCUGGGGUUGGACAUUUGGAGAAGUUGGCUGUAAAGCUGUGAAGUUUCUGUUCUACCUCGGCUUUUACAGCAGCGUGUUGUUCUUGACUCUAAUGACUGUUCAGCGUUACAUGGCAGUGGUUCAUCCUCUGUCUGACUGGGAGAGAUGCAGAGUCCUUUCAGUCUCUCCUUUUAUCGUUUGGAUCCUGAGUGGAAUUGUUGCACUGCUUAGUUCACUUCAAAGCGAAGUCUUGAUAGACUCUGACAACAUGUACUGUGAAUAUGGCAUUGUUAAAUGGAAAUCUGGCAUUGCUUAUUUUCAAAAUGCUUUUUUCCUCUUUGCAUUUGUGAUCAUGGGUUAUUGCUAUGGCAGAAUGCUUCGGACAAUCACAAAAUCUUUUACCAAUAAUGGACACAAGAAUGUUAAGCUCACUUUUUUUUUUCGUGCUGGUGUUUUUUAUUGGUUGGGCUCCAUAUAAUGUUGUCAUGUUCUUAAAAUCUCAGACUGUCCAUCCAUUCAUAGACUGUGACGUAAGCAUUA